AUGCCGGGCGCUCUUGCCGCCACGCUGCGGCCCAGAAGAGCUUCCUUCGGCACCGUGGAGUGGUGCGCGGAGUCAGAGACCACGGUCGGAGGCAGCUCACGGACUAGCACGGUGGACCCUCUGGCGCAAACACAGAUUGGCUCCUUCUACGCCAACGCCACCGUGAACUCUUCCGAGGGGACGCAGUCUAGAAGGGCCUAUCGCCCGGCAACGCCACCUGCCUCGGUUCCCGCGCGCAGACAUUUCCGCCCAAUGUCGGCGAGAGCUGCGCGGGAGGGCCGGCGACUGGGCGAUGCCAGUGAAAGUGGUGUCCCAACGAUUUCGGCGCAGUCGUCGGCGUCCUCCGCAUCCACACCGAGGCAGACGGUCCUCGCCACCGCAGCGAUUCCGGGCUAUACCGGGCACAUCCCGAACAAAGACAUCGAGGUAUGUGGUGGCACUUUUACCGUCGAGAGCAUGGCCGCAGCGGCCAUCCGGACGAGGCGUCAGCGCUGUCGGACUUCACAGUUUUCGAAGCAGCUGGCUGAUGGUCGAACGUACGCCCAAGGCUUUUCUGAGCAGCUGGGCCUGGAGUUCACAUCGACGCUGAGGAACUAUCAGCCAUGGACUCAGCCGGCGGCUGGUGUGACCCAUUCCUUCGAGCGCUACAGCCGUGCAGCACGGCCGCUUUGCUUCGUGAGGUGA
This is a messenger RNA of Symbiodinium sp. CCMP2592, 684 nucleotides long. Lineage: Eukaryota; Dinophyceae; Suessiales; Symbiodiniaceae. The record is from the annotation of a GenBank genome assembly.